UCUGCCCUUUGCACUUUGGACUUUGACACGAGCGGACCUCACCUGUGAACCCUCCUGUGAACCCAAACCUGUGAACCCAAACCUGUGAAGGAAACUCUGAGACUUUUGCACUGCUUGAGUCUUUUUGUUGGAAACAAAACUUGUUGUCUUACAGAACUACACGAGAUCCGGACUACGAGAGACCGAGAGCCGAGGACGAGCCCCUGCUGAAGCGACCGGGCUGUGAUUUGGACCAUAAGUGACUGACUUCCUCCGAGAAGCCUGAGAAUGGAGGACCACCUGUACGCACGGGGCGACGCCAGAGCUGUUGGCGACUUCGUUGGAGCUGCGCCGCCACCCCCCCCUCCCAGCCCCCCGGCGGCAGCCAUCGGCAUCGACUACGGAGCUGGUGGCGACUACGAUGGAGCUCCUGGCCUCCCUACGGCCAUCAGGUUAGUGCAGGAAGAUAACAUUGCGGACAUUAGGCUUCAUAAUGCGCGUGUGUCUUUGUUGCGUGUCUUUGCCCUUUUAACACCAGACGAGCUCCGGCGCCGACUCCGACACCCAGACAUCCGCCGCCGGUUCCGCCAGCUCCGCGCCAUCCGCCGACUCCGCCAGGGACUGGCCCGCAGGUAAGUUAUCAGGUUAGUGAUACACUUGUCCCUUUAAACUUACACUACACUGUUUAAAGUACUGUUAUUGGUUUGUAUGGGCACUUUAUUUUAUAUUCUACUGUAAAUGUAAUGUUACAAUUCUUGCACUUUGUUGAUUGUUGAUUGUUUAAUGUUGUCUAAUGUUGCACCACCCGCCAUGACACAUUCCUUGUAUGUGAAAAUAUAGUUUACAAUAGACAGACACACAAUAUAUACAAUAAAAUUAGAAACCAGCUGUGGAACGUCCUGAAGCAGCUCCGGCCCGUCCCCCAGAAACCAGAAGAGUCCACCAGGAGCAGCAGGAAGAGGAGGAGCCCGACUGCCCGGCAGGACGGAUAAAGUGCCAACCAGCCUUCCCUCGCGCCUGGCGGGGGAAGGCUGGUUGGCACUUUAUCAGUAACAUGGUUAUACUUACUAACAUUCAGAAAAGUCCCCAAGUUUUUUAUUUAGGUUUCGAUUGCUGUGAUACAAGAAGAAACUUCCAGGAUCUCCUUGACGACGACGAAGAAGAUGACGAGGGAGGACCACAUGAGAAGGAUGAAGGACUACAGGACCAGAAGAAGAGCGGCGGUUGCCUUUCUUUUAGUGGGCGGAGGCAGGACUCCUCUGUCUCUCUCCCAGCUGGAGGUGGAUGUCAACCAACCCGUCACCUUCAGCAGACCACGACACAAGUCAAUCAGGACCCCCCCCGCCCGUCCACCCACC
Messenger RNA from Pseudoliparis swirei, 1337 nucleotides. RefSeq names its product WAS/WASL-interacting protein family member 3-like. The record is from RefSeq and is a predicted model, not a curated record. Bases 268 to 615 code for a protein of 115 amino acids. The transcript has 5 exons. Lineage: Eukaryota; Metazoa; Chordata; Actinopteri; Perciformes; Liparidae.